AUGGGCUUUACAACGGGCUUUCUGGGCGGCGCAACACUAACCUAUUCCCUUCUGUACAUCUCUCUAUACAUCCACCGCGCAAACCGUAAUGUUCAACGCACCCUCUUGUCCCAACAAGCCACCCUGUUAAACUCCGUUGUUGAACCUGCACCCCCGUUGCCUGAGCCCCCGGCAUACGAAGUCCGUCGAGCCGGAUUAGUAGAAGAGCUCAAGGACAGGUGGAACAGAGAGGUGGAGAGGUUAGUGAAGAAUGUCGAGGAGACUGACUGGUCGGGCGUGCGGGAAGAGGUCGAAGAGAAGGUGGGCAAUGUCUGGGCGAGAAUGAGGAAAUCGCAGGCUGGCAAGGAGGUAGAGGACAAGGUGAAGGAGGUGGUGGAUGCGGGAAAGCAGAAAGUCAAGGAAGAGACGGCACAGGAACCGACGAGGCUGUUGGAAUUGAAAUGA
Molecule: messenger RNA, 444 nt
Organism: Cladophialophora psammophila CBS 110553
Lineage: Eukaryota; Fungi; Ascomycota; Eurotiomycetes; Chaetothyriales; Herpotrichiellaceae
Exons: 2
Coding region: 1-444 (147 amino acids)
Biological process (GO): cristae formation
Cellular component (GO): MICOS complex; mitochondrial crista junction
Source: RefSeq, a predicted model, not a curated record